AUGAAGGAGCUAAGGGACAGCAGACUGCCAAGGCGAAGCUGUCCUCCAGCCAUGGCCCUGUGCCUGGCAUCACUGCUGGCCUUGCUCUCGGCCGGGCAGGGCAGCAUGGGGAAUCAGGAAGUCUCCGACAUCCAAGGCUGCAAGCAGGCACUGAACGUGUCGGUGCUGGGGGCACUGCCUGGAGGCGGCUGGGACAACCUGCGCAACGUGGAGCUGGGGCUGGUGCUGGGGCGCAGCUACUCGCAGUGCCGCACCACGGAGGACGGUGAGUACCUGAUCCCAGACCAAGUGCACGUGGUGCCACGGCGCGAGAGCGUGGUGGAGACCCGCGCCGAGCUCCUGGACGAGUGGCUCAGCUACACCGACACCUGGGCGGCCUCCAUCAACGCCGAGCUCUCCUUCCUCCCCAGCCUCAAUGGUAAGUUCUCCGUGGACUUCCAGGACGUCAAGAAGUACAACCUAGAGUACGAGACAGUCACGGCCAGAGUGCAGCUCCGCCACAACAUCUACUCUGUGAAGGCCUCGGAGGCCCCCGGCUUCCACCCCGACUUUCUGCAGCAUCUGCUGAUCCUCAGCGACCACCUGGAGAACAACCAGACCCGCGAGGCCCAGUACCUGGCGGAGAUGCUUGUGCUCAAGUACGGCACGCACGUCCUCACCCACGUGGAGGCCGGCGCCACCUUGGUGCAGGAGGACCAGGUAAAGCGGGAAUUUGUGGGCAAUCAGGCCGGAGAGAGGAGCAACAUCACACUGGCCGCCUCGGCCUUGUUUGACCGCACGGUCAAUGUCGGGGCCGCGGCCUCCUGGCAGGAGCAGAGCCAGUUCAUCCAGGACUACAUGCGCAACACGGUGGCCUCCAAGACGCGCAGCCACGGCGGGCUGCCCUUCUACCCGGGCAUCACCAUGCAGACGUGGCAGAAGGGCAUCGGCAACCGGCUGGUGGCCAUCAGCAGGUCCGGCCUGCCCCUGCCCGCGCUGCUGGAGCCCAAGGCGCUGCCCGAGCUCCCGGCGCCCGCGGUGUACCGAGUGGCGGCCGCCGUGCGCAGCGCCAUCUAUCGCUACUACGCGGUCAACGCGCACCCUGGCUGCCUGAGGCGCGAGGCGCCCGCCUUCAAUCCCAAGGCCAACGUGGACGAUGGCUCAUGCUCCGGCGGCGGCGGCGGAGCCAACUACAGCUUCGGGGGCGUCUUCCAGGAGUGCGAGGCUGUGUCGGGAAAGGACGCGGAUGACCUCUGCCAGAACUAUCGCACCGCGAACCCGCUCACCGGCAACGCCUCUUGCCCGGCCAACUACAAGGCCAGCGUCCUGAACAGCGAGCUGAAGACAUCAAGCAAGACCCACUCUGUGUGCCAGCAGCAGUGCCAGACGUGCUGGCUCUUCUUCUCCUGCUGCCAGCCCGUGUGCACCUUCCGGGAGCAGCGCAGCGUGGUGCGCCUGGCCGCCUCCUGGUGCGCGCCCACCCAGGCCUCCCUGCCCGCCACGGUAGGCUUCCUCUUUGGAGGUCUCUAUAGCCCCAACCACCCAAACCCGCUCACUAAGGGCCAGACCUGCCCCUCCUACUUCUACCCACUCACACUCUUUGGCGACCUCAGGGUGUGUGUCAGCAGCGACUUAGAGAUGGGGACCGCCCAGGCUGUUCCCUUUGGGGGUUUCUUCAGCUGCCAGGUGGGCAACCCUUUGGCUGGCCUCAUGAAGGGCCAGAGCGCUGGGCUCCUGCAGGAGAUGUUCUACCAGGACCGUCCCACAGCCCACCCCAUGAAGUGUCCAGAAGGGUACAGCCAACACCAGGCUUACCUCAGCGAUGGGUGCCAAAUCCUCUAUUGCCUCAGGGCUGGGACCCUCUUGGACCAGGAGCAGGAAGCUAUCCGCAUGCCCCCAUUUCUUCCCCGCCCCCUCUUGCUCAACAACAGCAGCUGCUCCCAGAGGCUCUCUGUCCUGGUGGACUCCAGUGGUCAGCAGGUCUGGGUGAGGCAGAAAGGCUGCGGCCGUUGGCGGCAGGCCAACAUCAAUGACCAGUCUCUGCCAGCCACCCCUGCCUCCGGGCCCAGUGUCGGGGCCAUUGUUGGUGCCUGCCUGGGGACCAUAGUGGGUGUGGUGGCUGUUGCUCUGGGGGUAAGCUAUGCCUUCAGGUACUACAAGAAAAAGGUCUACGGAAAAAUACAGGGUAGCACCCUGACCCGGGAGCAGACUGCUUACGGGGCCACUGAAACCACUGUAGUCCCCAGCUCUGUCUGAAUGCACAGGCAACAGAAAAAAAAACAA
Molecule: messenger RNA, 2262 nt
Organism: Eptesicus fuscus (big brown bat)
Lineage: Eukaryota; Metazoa; Chordata; Mammalia; Chiroptera; Vespertilionidae
Product: macrophage-expressed gene 1 protein-like
Exons: 1
Coding region: 1-2235 (744 amino acids)
Source: RefSeq, a predicted model, not a curated record